Messenger RNA from Rotaria sp. Silwood2, 1479 nucleotides. The record is from the annotation of a GenBank genome assembly. NCBI's taxonomy places the organism in Eukaryota, Metazoa, Rotifera, Eurotatoria, Philodinida, Philodinidae.
AUGGAUUCCAUUGAAUGGACCGAAACGACUCGUGGUGCAAAAGCAUUUAUAUAUAAAAAUCAAAAAUACAGAAAACGAUGCUCAAAUAAGGAUGGUUCUGAAAUAUGGAUCUGUUGUAAUAAAUCUUGCGGCGUAUCAAUGGUUUUACUUGGUAAUAUUAUUAAACGAUAUCCACAAGAACAUUUACAUGAAGAACUUCAGCAUACAUCUGAAAUCAGAACUUUAUUGGAAAAUAUAUAUAAGGAAACAACAGCUGAUUUAUUGAAACCUGUAACCGAAAUUUAUCAACACCAUUUAAUACAACAUAAAAGAAAGAAUGGAUUAGCUGAUGAUGUGCCUAUUUUCAAUUACAUAAGAUCUACGGCUUAUCGUCGUAGAUCGGCAGUUCUUCCACCAAUUCCAAAAACAUUAGAAGACAUUGUCAUACCUGACAGUUUAAAACUUCUCGAAAAUGGUAAACCAUUUGUUAUAUUCGAUAAUCCGGCACCACAUCGUCUCAUAACAUUAUGUUCUCCAAAAGCAUUAACAUCACUUAGUCAAUGUGUUCACUGGUUAGCUGAUGGUACAUUUCGAAGUGCACCACAGAAAUUUCUUCAAUCAUAUUCAAUUCAUGGUCGUACAGAUUGGGGUAUUCAUCCAUUUGUUCAUGUUGCAAUGUGUGAACGUAAACAAGAACAAUAUGAAUUAGUUUUUCAAGGUUUACUCGAUUUUGGGAAUCAAAAUAACAUUAAAUUAGAACCUAUAAGUAUCAUGUUGGAUUUCGAACUAGCUGCAUCAAAUGCGUUUUUAUCGGUUUUCAAAAGAAGUUCUGUUCUGUAUUGUCAUUUUCAUUAUUGUCGAUCAGUAUGGCGUAAAGUUCAGAAACUUGGCCUUAUCAAAUUUUUUCAAGAAAAAAGCACUAAACGAGAAUUAGCAAAUUUAUUUGGACUUCCUCUUGUACCAUUAACACAUGUUUAUGAUGCCUUUGAAAGUAUUGCUUCAACAUUGCUUCGAUUUACAAGUAGUAUUGAAGAAUUUCUUCAAUAUUUUUCAAACACAUAUUUACAUGGAAAUAAAUUUCCACCAACACGUUGGAAUCAUUUUGCUUCUAUUGGAUUUACAGAUCGAACAAAUAAUGCUCUUGAAGGUCAUCAUCGUUCAAUAAAUGCAACAAUUUUCAAACCAUAUAUUGACGUUAGUUUUUUUGUUAAUAGACGUACCGCACCUCAUCCAAAUAUUUGGAGAUAUAUACUAUUAAAACGUGAACUUGAUGAAAGAACUAUGAUAUCCGUAUCUCAAGAGAUAAAACAAAAACGUCCUACGAAAGUUCAGCGAAAAGUAUAUCGUGAUCGUGAUAAUUAUUUAAUCGAGGCAAAAGAACUCAUUCUUAAUAAAAAAAUUGAUUUUACAGAAUAUGAACGACGUAUUAGAAGUUUGACCUAUGGUUACAUAAAAUACCAUGUAGACAAUGAUGAUUGUGAUUUUGAGAAUGACGUAUAA